AUGCGUAAUAUAUUGAAAAUUGAUGGCAUAGUACCCGACGACGACUACAAUAUAUUUUCCAUACAAUCGACUGUAGGCUCGGCCGUCAAAAAAUUUGCCAAAACUAUCGGAUUAGAGCUAAGAAUUCGUGACCAAAUGAUUACCGCAUUUCGUCAAGUGUGUGGCCGACACUUUCCUGGACAGCAACCGAGUCCUGGACAGCAACCGAGUCCUGGACAGCAACCGAGUCCUGGACAGCAACCGAGUCCUGGACAGCAACCGAGUCCUGGACAGCAACCGAGUCCUGGACAGCAACCGAGUCCUGGACAGCAACCGAGUCCUGGACAGCAACCGAGUCCUGGACAGCGGCCGAGUCGUCGGCAAAGCCCUAAAGAGGAUGAUUACGAAGCAGACGUCUCGUCUGGAAGCGAUCCGUUGUCUUUGACAUUGCCGUCGCCGCCACCACCGAGUCUAGUGACCACCGAUGAUGAGGAAUACUAUUGACUAAUAAUAAUUUUUACCGCUAUUCUGGAGACACGAAAAAUUCAUACAUACUUUAGGAUUGUAUACAUGUUUAGGUUGGGUUGGUUUGGUUU
Molecule: messenger RNA, 575 nt
Organism: Oppia nitens
Lineage: Eukaryota; Metazoa; Arthropoda; Arachnida; Sarcoptiformes; Oppiidae
Exons: 2
Coding region: 1-483 (160 amino acids)
Source: RefSeq, a predicted model, not a curated record